AUUACCAGCAUGGAGAGUCAAUCAACAUGCCUUCCAAAGCUGCAUUUAGUGAGCCUACACUCUUCAGAAAGAAACGAGGUGCCAAGAAGAAGGCAAAGUGGUCAUGCAACAUAUGUGGCAAAGGGUUUCUUCAUAAGGGAAGAUAUCUUCUCCAUACUCGACUUCACAAGCAGGUGAUUCUGCAAUGUGAGAUGUGUAAAGAUAGAUUUUCUACUCGAGAAGAUAUCAACAUUCACCAACAAGAUACAGGACACACAGGAUUAGGAAUCAUAGAAGUGGAGAAAGAGGGUGAGCAGGUUGAGUUUAAAUGUCCUCAUUGUCCAAAUCGAACCUUUGUGACCUCAGAAGGUUAUAAUAAUCAUGUUGCAAGCAUGCACGAAGGUCAGAAACCAUAUGCUUGUGCCACUUGUGGAAAACGGUUUACUUAUCAACAUAGCCUUCGUAAUCAUUAUGCAUUACAUGAGCCACCCAAAGAGGAACGAGAAUAUCCUUGCCCUACAUGCGGGAAAGUAUUCACACAUCCAAGCUCACUCAUCUAUCAUCGAGAUUCAACACACAAUAAUGGGCGCAUGUUUGUGUGCCACAUUUGCAAUGCAUCUUUCAAGCACAAGCAACUCCUUCAAAGACAUUAUAGCGUUCAUUCUGAAGAGAGACCAUACCCAUGUGAAAUAUGUCACACAGCCUUUAAAACCAGAGGAAAUUUGUACAACCAUAUGAAUACCCAUACUGGCCUUAAGAAAUUUACUUGUGAAAUAUGUGGAAAGCAGUUUAAUCACUUGACAUCCCUUACGCUUCAUGUUAGAUCUCAUACGGGUGAGAAGCCCUUUAAGUGUGACCACUGUGAUAAAAGGUUUACCCAGAAUGGCAACCUUCAGGAGCAUAGAAGAAUUCACACUGGAGAAAAGCCAUACUGUUGUGAAAGUUGUGGCAAGAAGUUCACAACUUCAUCUCAGUUUAAACUCCACAUGAGAAGGCAUACAGGAGAAAGGCCAUUUGCCUGCACGUACUGCAACAAGGCUUUCCUGCACCGAGAGGCAUGGCGCACACAUGAGAGGAAGCAUAGCGGAGAGAAACCUUAUGUGUGCAAAACCUGUAAUAAAGGUUUUACAGAGCAAUAUACACUCAGAAAGCAUCAGCGCUUGCAUACAGGAGAAAAGCCUUAUAUAUGCAAUGUAUGUGGAAAAGCAUUCAGCGAUACCUCCAACUUGCACAAACAUCGCAGGUGUCAUAGAGAGGACGAAGCUUGGCUACUUCAAGAACCUGGAACCAUUGAAACAACAGAAGGAGAUCAUCGUAUCAUUUAUAUUUUAUCUGACAAAGAUGAACCUGAUGCAGCAACUCUUACAGCACUACAGGCUGUGGACACUGAAAUGGCCGAGAAUUCCCACCUGGAGAACAUGACAGAAGGAGCAGCACAAAUGAUCCAGCUUAAUCCCGACAGUCAGACCCUGCAGGGCUUUGCACUCGCGACAUAUGACCAGCCAUCCACGGCAGCAGUCAUGCUCCAGGAGGGGGGAGGACAGGAGUCAGAUAGACGAAUUCAGAUUUUUACAAAUGAUGAAGGACAGUCAGUAAUUCCGGUCAUCAAUUCUUCAGGAGAAGCCAUUGGGGAAGUGGAAGGCCAUUUUUUGACAGGGUCGGAUGGAAACACAAACGUAAGCAACCUGAGCAACAGCAGUACGCUUGAGAUUACGCUGAAAGAUGGACAGCCACUCAGCCUGGUAAUUCCAGAUGGAGAAGAUCCCACGCUCUAUGUACAACGGGCUUUGGAGUCGGCUGUCUUGUCCCAGCAGCAGUCCUCCACACAGCAGAAGCCACAACCUAAGCAAACACAGCAUCACCGUCCGCAUCACACCCAGCAGCAAGAAAGUCAUUCACAGUCCGAAUAAAAACAUAUUGUCAGCUAUGAGGACUCUUGCUUGACAGCGAGCACCUGAUUAAGAAAGAAAAAUUAAAGCAGCUAUUCAACAUUUUAUUUAUGUGUAUGUUUGUAUUUUUAUAUAGAUAUAAACACAUUUUCCUGAGAAAAGUCUUGGUGGCUAAAGUUAACAUGACAGAUCUAUGCAACAAGUAUGGUAAUGUAAGCAUGAUGGAUUAACCCACUUGAUGGGUUAAGGCUUAACUGUGCUUCUCCAAUGGAUUUUUGUACAUAAUUUUUUUUUCAUUUAUGGAAGUAAGAAGUAGCUGAUAUGACAAGAAAUAGGAGAGGACAAGUAAAUUAAAGAUUGUUUUUCGUAUGUGUAAUUUUGUUAUGUGCAUAUGCGUGUGCAUGUCGGAAAAGAGAAACUGCUUUGUAAAAUGAGGAGAUUUUGUGGGAUGAAUGGAAUUAUAAUAUAAGUGAUUUAAGAAACCUUUGUAGCCUUUGAAGUAUCACAUAGCAACAAGUCAAUAAAAGAUAAUAAUGUUAGGA
Penaeus vannamei (Pacific white shrimp) is the source of this 2410-nucleotide messenger RNA. NCBI's taxonomy places the organism in Eukaryota, Metazoa, Arthropoda, Malacostraca, Decapoda, Penaeidae. The record is from RefSeq and is a predicted model, not a curated record.